UAGGUGCACACAGCUUGUCAUGCAAUGAUUAUAUGCCGAAUGUAUUGCUUUCAGUGCUUCUGCUCUAUUUUAAAAACUUUACUUUUUGGUAUUUGUUUUUUAAGCUGCCUGGAUUGAGUCUUUGGAUAAAACGCUCUGGAUAUUUAUCGAGAUGUGUGUGUUUCAGUAAAAUGUGAUUUGUUUGUAGAAUGAUUAGCUAGUUAACGGUAACGUUACAGUUAACUUAUAGUCGUGCUCUCCACGCACAACAAGCGUUUGACACUAGGUCAGUUUCAAGUCUCUUAUUAGUCUGGUUCAUUAUUGCAAGUCAAUUGCUACAUCUAGACGAGAUUAGUUUACCCACUGCACGAGAACGUGAUGAGAGAUUUGUUUACUGAGACGCUGCUCCGCUCAGGCUAUAAAUACAGUAACGUUAAAUGAGUAAAGAUUGAGCUAGACUCACUCAGAGCUGUUGUGUUAUUGCUGUGGAUGAGUAAGGUUUAAAAAUGUGUCAGGUUUGUGGUAGUUUUCGUGUAAAGAAAAAACAGUGCAGGUAAUGCUGGCUGAUUCGGAUGUGGUGGAGCACAGGAGCAGCCCAGAGUCCUGGCAUCGGUAACUGACCAAGAGUGACAGAAACAGGCUCCCCUCUCAUGGAUGUCUGUAGCAAGAACUCUAAUCGCACCGCCCCAGUGAGUGAGGGGGGACCUAGGAGAGCUGAUGUGCCCCUAUGCUCUCGUACCAAUGGUUGGAGUUGGCCCCCACACCCUUUCCAGCUCCUGGCCUGGCUGCUUUAUCUCUACUUUGCUGUCACUGGCUUUGGUGUAUUUGUACCUCUGCUCCCCACACACUGGAUCCCAGCCGGAUAUAUUUGUACAGGGAUUACAUUUAUCUGUCACCUCUUCAUGCACCUGAUGGCCGUCUCCAUCGACCCUGCAGAUUAUAAUGUCCGAGCUAAGAGUUAUAAAGGACCCAUGCCGGUAUUUGACCACACCAAACAUGCACACGUCAUCGAGAACUGUCACUGCUACCUCUGUGAAGUAGAUGUGGGCCCUAAAUCAAAACACUGUAGUGCAUGUAAUAAGUGUGUGGCAAGCUUUGACCACCACUGUCGAUGGUUGAAUAAUUGUGUGGGCAGCAGAAAUUACUGGCUUUUUCUCAAUAGUGUGAUUUCUGCUCUCCUGGGGAUUUUUUUUGUUGUAGUUAUUGCUAGUUAUGUAUUUAUAGAGUUCUUUUUGGACCCAUCAAAACUUCGAUCUGACAAGCACUUUCAACAGGUUAGGAAUGAAUCUGUGGUGUGGUUUGUGUUUCUGCCGGUGGCUCCAGUCACUACAGCAGGUCCAGCCAUUCCCGCUCUUGCAGGAGUCACCAUUGCUCUGGGCCUACUCUCUGCACUUUUACUGGGCCACUUACUCUGCUUCCACAUAUACCUCAUGUGGAACAAACUUAGCACAUAUGAGUAUAUCGUGCGACAGCGGCAUCGACAAGAGGCCAAAGAUUCCAGAAAGCCUCCUCCAAAAAAUGAAUCUGGGAUUCCCAAGAUUAAUCUCAUCAAGCAGCAAGUCAGUUACAGUGGGACGCUCGGCUACACCAACCCUGAGAUGGAGGUACAUGAUCCAACCGCCAUGGGCUCUCAAGAAGGAACAGUGCGGUACAGCAACGGCCGGAUCAGAAGCUUGUCUGAGCAUAUGGGUGAGGAGCAGCUCCUCCCUGCUGUCUUAACCGAGCCAAAAGCAUCAUCUCACUCGCACAAACGCAUACAGAAAAAAAAGAGGAAAGUGCGUGAACUCGCAGCUGAGGUAAACAGUGACAGAUCCAUUGACACCAGCACCAACAGAGGCAUGCCAAAGACUCCUGCUGAGCAGGAGUCCUCUGUAGCUGCCGCCACUGUGUCCUCUUCUCUUGGUCAACGCUUACCCUUCCCAGCAUUUCCCCUGCGGGCCUCCCUCCCCCCUCUUGCACCCGUACAAGCCGCUGGCCCCCCUGCUGAGUAUCAUUCUGACUCCGCAGAAUCUCUGGAGGAGAUCCCUGUAGCAAUGGCACGGCUUGGCAGCGCAGCCCUGGCCGGAGCUCCGAACCCCACCUGCGCUACUACCACUGCUGCUGUUUCGGCCACUAGCUAUUCCUCUUCUCUCCAGUGUGCUUUGCCUUCCUCAGCAGCAGGACAAGCUUUACCCUCCCCUCAGCCCAGGACCAAGAGGAAAGCGGCCGUUCGUAAAGCUGCUGAGCAGAGGUUUGAGAUGGUGUCCUAUAACCCUUCUGUGUUGACGAGUCGAGAAAGCGGGGAGCCUGUAAUGUCCCAAGAGGGCAUUGUCACAGAGGAAAGUCCCCGUGUGGCAAAACGCAAACAGACAGGUAAAAAGAGAAAUAUGGAGGACACAAAGCCCAGCUCCAGAUUAGGAAACCCAAUGGUGUAGAGAUUACUACAUUACAGAGACGCAUAACUACUAGUCAGGACUCAUCAGCCCUUGGUUGGUCUUGUUUUUAUAUUUAAAAAAACUGGCUUGUUCGGUACAAUCCCAUGAAAACUGAUGUAGCACUCAGAACCUGAUGCAACCUAUGCAAACACCACUGAAUGUCAGCAAUGUGGAUUUUGUUGUCUGACCUUUUGCUGGACUAAACAUCGAAUGCUGGUUGUCAUUGGUCAGUGAAAUUUGAUCAUUCUAAAGACCUCAUAUUGAAUAAUAUAGCAAUAUGAUCAAAAUCACUUAUAUUGAAAUUGUGGUAAAAGUUGAUUAUGUAUUGAAGCCUUGGACUCUUCACAUAUUAAUGAAUCUUGUGAGGAAACCAAUACACUAUAUACAUUUAUUUAACCUUUUAUUAUAUUUCACUAUGACUUUGCUGCAGCAUUGCACAAAUUUCUUUUUUUUUUUUUUAAAUACUUCAUGCAGUGCUGCCAAUUUUUUUAAUUUAUUUAUUUAUAUGUGUUAAAUGCCAAAGUUUUAGUUUUCUAUGAUGAAACACAUGUGACCACUGAUUUUCAGGUUUUUUUAGUCCAUGUGUCCAUUGUUGCACAUUAAGUUACCUUAUUUUUAAAUUAUUAUUUGUUGUUAUUAAUUGUUGGAUUUCCUUUUUGUUGUUUUUAUAAGCUUUUUAUGGCAGAUUGUUUGAAUCCGAUCCAGUUGUGUUUGAGUGAACUUGAGUUAUGUACUAUAGAGUGCUUCUAGUGGGAUGUGAAUUUAAAUGUUAUUAAUGUUUUCUGUUAUCACACCAUUAGUACUCACUCAAGUGCUUUGCUUUCUAAAUGAACAUUUUAUAUAAAAACAGUGCCACAUGAUGUCGGCCCGUAUGAGUAAUCUACUCCCAUCUUAAAUGCUGCUCAAACAACCCACUUACACAUUAAUGUUCAAACUGUGAAUGGAAACAUUCUUGGUACAUAAUGUUUUGAGCAGAGGAAGUGGCUGAAUGAUGGCAUGAUGGUGAAGCAAUAUCUUUUUUGUUGCUUAAUUUAAAAAAAAAAAAGUCUGUUUCUCUUUAACUGUUUCCCUAAUAUACACUUUUUGUUUAAUUAUCAAUGGUUAUUUAUCAAUGGUUUAAAUAUCAUGUUAUUUUCAUUUAUUUAUACAUUUUUGACAUUAUUAUAUCAAAUUUAAAGAACAAGGGAUGGAUUUUCAUAAAUUUGACUUAAAACAUUUUUUUGUUUUUGCAGUUUUUAAUUUUUAUUUCGAUCAGAUAGUAUGGAAUAGCUGGGGUCGGAGGAGAGAAAGGGGCAUCGGUAAAAUUCCACGAGAUGGAUCCUGAACUUAGGACACCCGAAACCAUAGACAUCAUAUAGCUAGACACCCUAUCGACUGCUACAGCCUAUUGGCACGGACCGAAACCCCCUGAUGAAUUAAUAAAAGGGUUUAAAUCUAGUCACACUUAUUCUUUAAUGUAGACAAUUUUUAAAAAAAGGUAGUAAAUCUCAAACUCAAGCCAUGUUUGCUUGGAAAAGAAUUCUAGUUUACUACGUUCAAUUUAAAUAUGACAAAUAGAAGUAUGAUCAAAUAGAUGUUAAAUUACAUUUGGUACUGUUUUCUGGAAGGUCAAGAAGUCAAGUGGGUAGCUGUAUCCCACAGUACAUUCCACACACUUUGCCCUGUUUUGCACAUUUAGCAGAUCAUCUCGAUAUUCCAGGCAUGUGGAAAAUGUGCACAUUAUGUGCAGUAUAUAUACUGCAGAAGUAGUACGAUGGUAUGCUAUUCUGAACGUUAUUGUUAUUCCUGUACCUUUUCCUUUUUUUUUUACCUCAAUUUUUUCUCCUCAAUAAAAACUGCACAUGUAGCCUUGCA
Molecule: messenger RNA, 4247 nt
Organism: Pimephales promelas (fathead minnow)
Lineage: Eukaryota; Metazoa; Chordata; Actinopteri; Cypriniformes; Leuciscidae
Gene: zdhhc1
Product: zDHHC palmitoyltransferase 1
Biological process (GO): protein targeting to membrane; peptidyl-L-cysteine S-palmitoylation
Cellular component (GO): Golgi apparatus; endoplasmic reticulum
Molecular function (GO): protein-cysteine S-palmitoyltransferase activity
Source: RefSeq, a predicted model, not a curated record